Molecule: messenger RNA, 1607 nt
Organism: Hansenula anomala
Lineage: Eukaryota; Fungi; Ascomycota; Saccharomycetes; Phaffomycetales; Wickerhamomycetaceae
Gene: STE24
Product: zinc metalloprotease
Exons: 1
Coding region: 204-1544 (446 amino acids)
Biological process (GO): CAAX-box protein processing
Cellular component (GO): endoplasmic reticulum membrane
Molecular function (GO): metalloendopeptidase activity
Source: RefSeq, a predicted model, not a curated record
UGUUACAUAAUCUAUAUCACGUGAAAUUCACAUGAUCUCAUUUAAGCCCUCGGGUUUAUGUGUUUGUGUGUGAAUUUUUCAGCUUUUUUUGAGAACACGAAAGCCUCAUGAAACUUGAGUUGGUCGUCUGCUAUUUCGUCAACAAUUGCUGCAAAUUAAAGGGGCCAAAAUCACCACAAUUACCGUUCAGUUAGCACACAAUUAUGUCACUGAUCCAAUCUUUUGCUGCUGCAAUUGACCAACCUUCAAUCAAUUGGAAAAACAUCAUCUUGGGGUUUACAACCUUUCAGUUUCUAUUUGAAACAUAUCUAACAUAUCGUCAAUAUAAAGUUUUACAAAAAGAUGAAUUACCUCCAACUUUGAAGAAUGAAAUUGACAAUGAAACUUUCAAAAAGUCUCAAGAUUAUUCAAGAGCCAAGGCUAAAUUUUCAAUUUUCAAUCAAGUUUUCUCAUAUAUUCAAAAUGUUUCAUUUAUUGCUUUAGAUUUAUUACCAAAAUUAUGGUCAUUCGGUAAAACACUUUUGACAAAAUCAUCCGGGUUCUUACCAGCUUUUACUCAAUCAUCAAUCAUUGUUCACUCAUUAUCCUUUUUGUUUCUUUUACAAAUUAUCUCUACUGUUAUUUCAUUACCAAUCUCUUAUUAUCAAACAUUUGUCUUGGAGGAAAAAUACGGAUUUAAUAAAUCAACAAUAAGCUUAUGGAUUGGUGAUACUAUUAAAUCAAUUGUCUUGACCGUGUUAUUAGGAUUCCCAAUCUUGGCUGGUUUCUUGAAAAUUAUUGAUUAUUUUGGUGAUAACUUUAUUUUCUACGUCUGGGUCUUUUUAAUGUCUGUUCAAGUCAUUGCCAUUGCAAUUUAUCCAACUGUCAUUCAACCUUUAUUCAAUAAAUUAACUCCAUUAGAAGAAGGUGAAUUGAAAACUUCAAUUGAAAACUUGGCCUCUAAAAACAAAUUCCCAUUGAGUAAAUUGUAUGUCAUUGAUGGUUCAAAAAGAUCAAGUCAUUCAAAUGCUUACUUCUAUGGUUUACCAUGGUCAAAACAAAUUGUCAUUUAUGAUACUUUAAUCAACACAUCUACAACAAGUGAGACUACUGCUGUUUUAGCUCAUGAAAUUGGUCACUGGGCUUUAUCUCAUACUUCAAAAACUUUAGUUAUUGCUCAAGCUCAUAUCUUGUUCAUUUUUACUCUGUUCACAGGUUUCAUUCACAACACUUCAUUGUUUGAAAGUUUUGGGUUCUUUGGCCAACAACCUGUCAUUAUUGGAUUCCUAUUAUUUAAUGAUAUCUUGCAGCCAUUAGAUAACAUUUUAACAUUCUUCAUGAACUUGUUAUCAAGAAAGCAUGAAUAUGAAGCUGAUGAAUAUGCCGUCAAAUUAGGUUAUUCAAAAGAAUUGUCAAAAUCUUUAGUUAACUUGAACAUCAAGAAUUUAAGCUCUCCAGAUGCUGAUUGGUUAUAUUCAAGUUAUCAUUACUCUCAUCCAAUUUUGGCUGAAAGAUUAGAUGCGAUCAACAAAAAAGCUGCAAUCUAUGAAGUCAAAGAGAAAUGAGGAGUUUUAAUAGACGGCAUAUACAAUUUAUACUUAUAUACAACAACACCCAAAAAUAUAAAC